ACAUUCAGAAUGAGAAGACAAUUGGAAACAUCACAUCAUCGAGCACACCAUCAAAAUCCAAAUGCCAAAAGGCAAGAUGAACCCACCCCUUAAUAAUACUAACCAAUUAUCUUCAUCUAUUUCUAUUUAACACAGCGAGAGAGAGAGAGAGUUUUAGAGUUUUGAUAUGGUGGCAUGGCAGCUAGUUGUUCUUGGACAUGCCACUUACUUAUAAUCACCACAGCUCCCUCUCUUUCUAUUCCAACACCAUCUUUUAAUCUUUUUCUUAAAAAUACAAGCAUCCCAUCUGGGUUUCAGCUGCGGCGGAGCAGAGAGAAUCGGUCAUUCCAACGGCGUCGUUUUGGGUUUGUUGUCGCUGCUCAGCUCACCAGUCACUUUCAUUCAGCUACUGACUUAGAUUCCAAGUCCAGUGAUAUAUCACACUUGCCAUGGAUUGGUCCACUGCCCGGAGAUAUAGCUGAAGUUGAGGCUUACUGUAGAAUCUUUAGAGCUUCAGAGCGUCUUCAUAAUGCAUUAAUGAAAACAUUGUGCAAUCCAGUAACUGGAGAAUGUAGCGUGUCAUAUGGUUUUCCCUCAGAAGAUAAACCGUUAUUGGAAGAAAAAAUUGUGUCUGUUCUUGGUUGUAUGAUAUGUCUUCUGAACAAAGGAAGGGAGGAUCUUCUUUCUGGAAGAUCAUCUCUGACUGCAUCAUUUAGCAUGUCUGACGUAAAUAUAUCAGAAGACAAGCUUCCACCACUUGCCAGUUUUAGAACUGAGAUGAAAAGGUAUUGUGAGAGCUUACAUGUUGCUCUUGAAGACUAUCUUACACCUGAUGACAUUGAAAGAGUGGGUAUAUGGAGGAAGCUACAGAGACUAAAAAAUGUUUGCUAUGAUUCUGGUUAUCCUCGACAGGAUGGUUCCCCAUGUCAUGCAUUGUUUGCGAACUGGACUCCAGUUUACAUGUCCACUUUAAAAGAAGAUAUAGAAUCUGAAAGUUCUGAGAUUGCUUUUUAUCGAGGUAGCCAAUUAACGGAAGAAAGUCUGAAGUGGCUCUUAGUCAAUGGAUUUAAAACAAUUGUAGAUCUCAGGGCAGAGGCUGUAAAGGAUCAUUUCUAUCAAGCCAUGUUAGAUGAAGCAGUUUUUACUCAGAAAGUGGAAUUGGUUAAACUUCCAGUUGAAGUUGGUACGGCUCCAACGAUGGAACAAGUUGAAAAGUUUUCAUCAUUGGUGUCCGAUUCAAGAAAAAAGCCCAUAUAUCUCCACAGCAAGGAAGGAGUUUGGAGAACUUCUGCUAUGGUUUCUAGAUGGAGGCAAUAUAUGACUCACUACAGGUCCCCAUCUCCCUCCAACAAGGCAGUCUUACCAAAUGGCAUCAUGUUAGGUGGUACUACUGACAUGAAAAAUAUGCAGAUGUCAGUAAAAUUGAAGGAAGAUGCACUUGAUGAUAAAAAUGGGUCCAUGGAAGUUGGACCAAAGACAAGGUACAGUUCCAUCGGAAAACUUCCUAAGAAAGACUCUCAAGCUCCUGACGAAAGCAACCAAUCUGAUAAUGGAAUAUCUGGUUCUCUUGAUACCAUGUCAAUUACACCUGAAGUUGAUGUUUACAAAAAUGAGUCUCUGAUCGAUGAUUGGAGUGCUGUAAAACCUUUCGACUCACAGCUACCUCCUUCAAAUGUUUUUUCCAGAAAGUCAAUGGUUCGGUUUUUCAAAAACAAAAAGAUCUCACCUGGCAGAUACUUCAAUAAUAACCACAAAAGAUGGAUGGAAUUGUGUGGUUCAAGAGGGAACUAUAACGGGACAAUUCUGAGUUCCAAAAGCAGUCAGACCAAUGUUAAAUUAGUAGACCAGCAAAGGGAAACUUCAAAUGGGUCAGCUAUUAGUUAUGUGAAUCCCGGUACUAAUGGGACUUACAAGGAAGGUGGCAGUUAUACAUAUCAGUCCUCUGACCCCAUUUCAACUGCACCUAGUGACAAAAUGUAUACCACGAGGAAAAGUGAUGAUCGUAUUAGUGCAACCAAUGGUUUAGAUAAAAGUGCUAUUUCCUCUACCAUGUCUUCUGAUCAAAGGAAUAAGACAACAGCCACUGUGUCUUCCCAAAAUGAUGAACUGGGACUGAUUGAAGGAAAUAUGUGUGCUUCAGCAACAGGUGUUGUGAGGGUUCAGUCAAGAAAGAAAGCAGAGAUGUUCUUGGUGCGUACAGAUGGAGUCUCGUGCUCUAGAGAAAAGGUAACUGAAUCUUCCUUAGCCUUUACCCAUCCUAGCACCCAGCAACAGAUGCUGAUGUGGAAAUCUACUCCAAAGACCGUAUUAUUACUGAAGAAAUUGGGUGAAGAGCUCAUGGAAGAAGCCAAAGAGGUUGCCUCUUUCCUCUAUCACCAACAGAAAAUGAAUGUCCUUGUUGAGCCCGAGCUACAUGACAUUUUUGCCAGAAUUCCUGGUUUUGGAUUUGUUCAGACCUUCUAUAGCCAAGAUACUAGCGAUCUUCAUGAGAGAGUUGAUUUCGUAGCUUGCUUAGGAGGAGAUGGGGUUAUACUUCAUGGAUCGAAUCUGUUUAGGGGUGCUGUUCCUCCUUUUGUUUCGUUUAAUCUUGGCUCCCUCGGAUUUCUCACUUCGCAUAUUUUUGCAGAUUAUAAGCAGGAUUUGAAACAAGUUAUUCAUGGGAACAACACGAUGGAUGGUGUUUAUAUUACUCUUAGGAUGCGUCUUCGCUGUGAGAUAUUUCGAAAUGGAAAAUCAGUGCCUGGAAAAGUAUUUGACGUCCUCAAUGAGAUCGUGGUUGAUCGUGGUUCGAACCCAUAUCUUUCUAAAAUUGAAUGUUACGAACAUGACCGGUUAAUAACCAAGGUCCAAGGUGACGGGGUAAUAAUAGCCACGCCAACCGGGAGUACAGCCUACUCUACAGCUGCAGGAGGCUCUAUGGUGCAUCCUAAUGUUCCCUGUAUGCUUUUUACACCCAUCUGCCCACACUCCCUCUCCUUCAGACCUGUUAUACUUCCAGACUCUGCCCGUCUCGAAUUGAAGAUACCCAAGGAUGCAAGAAGUAAUGCUUGGGUCUCAUUUGAUGGAAAGAGAAGACAACAACUCUCAAGAGGAGAUUCUGUUCGGAUAAAUAUGAGUCAGCAUCCACUUCCAACUGUCAACAAGUGUGACCAAACUGGUGACUGGUUUCGUAGCUUGAUUCGUUGCUUAAAUUGGAAUGAAAGGCUAGAUCAGAAGGCUCUUUAGGGGACUCGGUAGUCUAUUACAACCAUGGGUUGAGGUACUUGUAUAUUACUGUACAGAAUAUAGAUAAAACCUAGGUCAUCCAGUUUAGAAAUAUGAUAUAUACUGUCAUUCCCCCACAUAGGUUCCCUCAUAUUAAGGAAAGAACUGCAUUUCCUUUCCAUACCUUUUCCCAUUUAUCCAGUAUCAACAAAAGAAUGUGAUAGUUCUGUACUGUUCAUCAUACGAUAGUAUAGCUUAUAUGAAUAUACUACUUCUGGUUGGUCUACUUGUGGCACACAAGUGUAAAAUGAAAUAAACAAUUCUAACACGAAACAUGGAAGUUAGUUGAUUUUAUGUCA
This is a messenger RNA of Daucus carota subsp. sativus, 3542 nucleotides long. RefSeq names its product NAD kinase 2, chloroplastic. Gene Ontology annotation, molecular function: NAD+ kinase activity. The record is from RefSeq and is a predicted model, not a curated record. The coding region runs from base 175 to 3204 and encodes 1009 amino acids. Lineage: Eukaryota; Viridiplantae; Streptophyta; Magnoliopsida; Apiales; Apiaceae. The transcript has 8 exons. Gene Ontology annotation, biological process: NADP+ biosynthetic process; NAD+ metabolic process.